Molecule: messenger RNA, 2238 nt
Organism: Fonsecaea multimorphosa CBS 102226
Lineage: Eukaryota; Fungi; Ascomycota; Eurotiomycetes; Chaetothyriales; Herpotrichiellaceae
Exons: 1
Coding region: 1-2238 (745 amino acids)
Biological process (GO): SCF-dependent proteasomal ubiquitin-dependent protein catabolic process
Cellular component (GO): SCF ubiquitin ligase complex
Molecular function (GO): protein binding
Source: RefSeq, a predicted model, not a curated record
AUGGAGCAGCAGCAGUCAUUUCCUGCAGCCAUAUCCAGCACCAUCACCUCCUCCUCGUCUCAACCUCAACAACUCGAUUCUCCAAGGCCAAUGACUCCGGCGAGCCCACUCAUGGAUGCCCAGACGGCCUUCGACCAACCCGUCAAGCUGAAAGGUCGACACAGAUUGCUUCAAGGCCUACAGCGCAUGUCUUCUUCUCCGUCCCUCGCCAAAUUGGGUCGAAACCGUUCGAGUGACAAGGUCUACAAGUCCGGCCAGAAAGCCUCCAUCUCGUGCGUUUCUCUAAACUCUCCGCCGUCGACAUACUCGUUAUCGCCCCACGCUUCCUACGCCUUAUCCAAUGGCUUCUCUACUGCGCCAACGACGCCCGGCUCACCUGGCAGCCAGCAGUCCUACUUUGAAACAAACGCCCGACUCCGAAUCUUAGACCCCAAUGAGAUCACCACCGUCCCCGUGCCAGUCGAUAUCCGUCCCUCGAAAUCUCUCUCCGCUCCCCUGCCUGAGAUCUCAGAGAAGCCUCUUCCUCGUCGACCCAACUUCAACUUUUGGAAAGACUUGCCAUAUGAAAUGAGAGUUUACAUCCUGGGGUUCCUAUCCCCCAAGGAGAUCAUCAGGGUCUCUGCAGUGUCCAAAGAGUGGCACGAUAUGUGCUUUGAUGGCCAGCUAUGGACGAGCCUCGAUUGUCAGACAUACUACCAACAAAUCACCUCGGAAGCUCUGAUCAAGAUCAUGCUCAAGGCUGGCGCUUUUGUCAAGAACCUCAAUCUGCGCGGAUGUGUACAACUGCGGGAUCAGUGGCUGAGUCUAGGGACGAGAAUGACAAACCAAGAGUGCCGGAACCUGGAGAACUUCAGUAUCGAAGGCUGCAAAAUUGAGCGAUCGUCCAUUCAUUUCUUCCUCCUCCGAAAUCCGAGACUUCUCCAUAUUAACAUGCCCAGCAUGCAGAACAUCAACAAUGCAACCAUGAAAAUUAUUGCUAGCCAUUGUCCUCAGCUCGAGCUGCUGAAUAUCGACUGGUGCUCCCAGAUUGACACCAAAGGUCUCAAAAAGGUCAUUCAAUCGUGCCCAAACCUCACCGAUUUGCGGGCUAGCGAGGUUCGAGGGCUGGAUGACAACGAGUUCAUGCUCGAGUUAUUCCAGCGUAAUACUCUGGAGAGGCUAAUCCUCCAGCAUUGCGACAGCUUGACAGACGAGGCUCUGAAAAUUAUGAUCCACGGCACGGAUCCCGAAAGGGACGUUCUGACUGACCGACCGGUAGUCCCUCCUCGGCGAUUACGACAUUUGGAUAUCUCACGGUGUCGAAGUUUAACCGACCGAGGUCUUAAAGCCCUUGCAUAUAACGUGCCAUAUUUGGAAGGUCUCCGGACGUGCCAGAACACGGCCCUGACUGACGAUGCCUUCGAAGAUCUCCUGCAAUCAACACACCGUUUGACGCACUUGGAGGUGGAAGAGGAUGAGCUUCUUACGAAUGCAACUCUGAUCAAUCUUUCAAAGUCAAAGGCGGCAAAGACGUUGGAGCACCUGAGCAUUUCCUACUGUGAGCAGAUUGGAGAUAUUGGCGUGUUGCCUCUUCUCAAGGCCUGCCCUCACGUCAAGUCUCUGUGCUUGGACAACACCAGAAUCUCGGACUUGGUGCUUAUGGAGGCCUCGGAGCAAGUCCGAAAACGGGGCAGCACGACCAAGAAGUCACAGCGGCCCGAAAAAGGCCUAGAGUUGGUUGCAUUUGACUGUGCCAAUGUCACCUGGGCUGGCGUCCGCGAGAUUCUGCAGGGAAAUGGCCGCGUCAUGCAAGGUCGGAAGAAGUCUGUGGUGCAGACAUUCAACGGCGAGGAUGAGUUCGGUGAGAAACAGGAGAUUCGGAAGGUGGUUGAGAUCCAAACUCUCCUUUAUCCUACGGAAAUCAUCCAUCUGAAGGCCUUCUACGGUUGGCAGCAAACGGUGGAGGAGCAUUACAAACGUUGCGUCACCGGCCGCUGGGGCGCUGCUGCCCGCUUAGAACAAAAAUGGGCUGAAUGGAUGGUCGCCAGCGAAGAGGUUGGUGUCGUCGGUCACGGCUGGAGUUCGAGGCGCCGAAGACGGCGGGCUCGCGAGGCCGAGUUCCGUGUCAGGGAUGAUGAAGACGGUGCGGCUCAAGAGAUCGGGACGGGCGAUGAAGGCAGUGGCCAGGAGUUUGCACCUGGACGGGCCCCAAGAGGAGGGCGGCGACGUGCCAGGAGUGGCGGGUGUGUGGUGAUGUGA